Messenger RNA from Halteromyces radiatus, 1131 nucleotides. RefSeq lists its product as uncharacterized. Bases 34 to 1014 code for a protein of 326 amino acids. The record is from RefSeq and is a predicted model, not a curated record. The transcript is spliced from 2 exons. NCBI's taxonomy places the organism in Eukaryota, Fungi, Mucoromycota, Mucoromycetes, Mucorales, Cunninghamellaceae.
AUUUCUUUUAAAUUCUUUGUUUGUAUUACUAUAAUGAAAGUAUACCAAGCUGCUUUAGCUACAGAUCAUAUCCUUUUUCAACUUACUGAUCCUGAUACAAUGACUAUCAUUAACUUACAAUUACCUUUGGAAGUAAAUAUCGAAUGGACUUUUCAAGUUAAUCCUCCUACCAGAAGAAAUAUUCUACAUCGACUAUGGAAUCGUAUGGAGUUGAUUUAUCACGGUAUCACUUGGCCGAUUGAAAAAAGACGACAAUACCAACAACAACAACAAGACAACCAACCAAAACAAAGUCAAGAAGAAAAAAAUCCAAAGAAAGAAAGGAACUUGGAACGUUUAGUUAUUUCAAGACCACUUGCCGAUCGAACCAAUAGCAACCAUGAUAUCAAGUCUGAUAGUCUAUUCAAAAUCACCAACUUGCGCCAAAAUGAUUUAUUAGUGCAUUCUAUGGAACAAAAUACUAAUGGAAUGAAACGUACUUUUCAACUUGUUCAAGCUAACGAUUCUCUCAUUACAUCCAACCAGUCCAAAGUAUACGACACUUCAUUAUUGCAUCCUCGAAAACGCCUUUGUACUAUUAUCACCAAUGAUUAUGUCAAAGAUAACAACAUUAGUGAUUAUCACAGAACUGACAACAUUAACAAGAUGAAUCAUCUUCCUUCAAUGGGUGUGAUGAUCUAUGAAUUGAAGACAGACAACUUAAAGCGAACUGAAAUGAUAACAACUGAUCGUGAUGUGAUACAGGAUGAAAUCAAUCAUGGAAAACGAAAACGGGUAAAUCAAGAUGAUCAUCAAGAAAGCACACAACAACAGGUAAAACUUGAUAUCAUCAAACGAGCACGUACAGCAUACAAAGAAACGCGACGACAUUAUUCCAUGAAAAACAAAGUUAGUGAAGCGACUGGUGAUCAUCAUCAUCAUCAAUUAGUAUUCAACAUUCCCAUUCUCUGCUCUAUUGUAAUAUUUUCUUUCUUCUUUAUUCUGUUCAUUAGUUACUUUCAACCCUUCAAUUAGUUUAGUAUUUUUAUAUAUCAUUAAUUAUUAUUAUUAUCAAUCAAUUUAUUAUUAUAAUCCCUAUUGUUUAUAUCAUCAUUCCUUAAAAAGAUUUGUAUAUAUUGUAUUAUAAUCCCC